AUGGGCAGCCGGCCCCGCAGCCCCAGCGCCUACCCUGCGCCCUGUCCCGGGCCGCCGUCCGGAGGACCCGGCCCCGCCAAGCGCAGCCGAACCGAGGAGCUUGCAGGCCUGGAAGGCCUGGAGGGGCCCCCGGCCGCCGGCGCCCUCACCUCCGUGGUGGUUCUGGCCGAGGGCUGUGCCCUGCAAGUGCCCCUGGACGACGUCGACCUGGUGCUGGAGCCCGAGCCCACGUCGGUCCUGCAAGUGUCUGUCGGAGAGUUCACCCUGCUGCUGGUCCCCGAGGCCCUCCUGCGCUCAGGAGAGCAGGGUCACUCGCUUGUCGGCCUGGAACCCGGCCCUUUCCUGGGCGCGCCCGGGCACGACAUCGCCGUCGAGCAAGGAUUCUUCCGCGCAUCUGUCCCACAGAUGGCCCCCCAAGAAGAGGCCUAUGAGGAAGACGCGGACCCCGCGUUCCUGUCGCCUCGGAUGGACCCUGCAGCCGGCUCCGUCGCUGGGCUCCGCCCCUGCGCGGGAAGCGUGACCAACCCCUACCGUGUGGGCCAGGUACCAGAGCCGCGGUCUUGGGCCCCCACUCCUAGUCCAGAGAGACGCUCUUCUUUCCGCUACUUCAACCUGGACGUCCACCUUCUGGAGCCCUUCCCCAACUCGCCACUCCAACCUCUACCUCCCUCUCCGAGUCCAGGUCCCCACGCGCGCCCCCAGCGCCCUCCGGGUCCUUCUCGCAAGGCCCGGAGAUGCCUGUUCCAGGAAUGAACUGAACCCACAACCCCUAGCCACCUGGUAGAGACCUUACAAGAGUCCUUUAAGAGCGCUGUGUGUACUUUGCACAACCUGCAAGAAUCACCAAGCAUGAAUAAUGGACAGAUGCUCUUUUGAUGGAAGCUGCAUUGCAAAAUUGUGGAUCAAUGGUGGUGGAACAAAACAUCUGGAAGGAAGUCACAGAAGCAAAGAAAUGCUGUUUUACGUACAGUGUACUUUUAGACAUCUGACAUGCUGCUUAGGUUGUUUUCUCUAUAAAGGUUGCCCUUAAGUAGCUGCAUUCUCCCUAGUUUUGCUUCAAACCUCAACUUCAGCACUUUUUCUAAAAACCCAUUCUUGCCA
Acinonyx jubatus (cheetah) is the source of this 1101-nucleotide messenger RNA. RefSeq names its product proline-rich protein 23A-like. Lineage: Eukaryota; Metazoa; Chordata; Mammalia; Carnivora; Felidae. The record is from RefSeq and is a predicted model, not a curated record. The coding region runs from base 1 to 753 and encodes 250 amino acids. The transcript has a single exon.